Trichobilharzia regenti is the source of this 1932-nucleotide messenger RNA. The record is from the annotation of a GenBank genome assembly. NCBI's taxonomy places the organism in Eukaryota, Metazoa, Platyhelminthes, Trematoda, Strigeidida, Schistosomatidae.
CUUUCAGUUAUUGGUUUAUUUUAAACGCAACACUCAAGGCCAUUGUCAUUUUUAGUUAAUAUUACUGGUUAUGCAUUCUAUAUGGACCGUUCGCGAAGGUUCUCUAUUAUCCCAAUCGUCACUGUCUCCCUACUUCUUAGUAAUACAGUUCAAUCAUAUGCGGAUAAACAUCCAAUUGUUAUAAUACCGGGCGAUGGUGGCUGCCAAGCAUAUUCUAAGCUGAAGAACACAACAUCACCUCCUUUCCUGGUAUGGAUAAAUCUACGAUAUUUUUUAGAACCCGGGAAAUUAUGUGAAUACUUCGGCCUGGUGUACGAUCCAGUAACCAAAACAUCUAGAGAUCCUAAGGAUGUAGAUGUUUUAUUCCCUGGAUGGGGUGAAACAUGGUCAAUAGAGAACUUAGACAGCUAUAAACAUGGCAAAACACAGUAUUGCGCGCCGAUAAUAGAAUCGUUACGGCUUGAUCCUUUUUUUAAGUCAAACUUCACAAUGCGUGGUGCCCCAUUUGAUUUUCGUAAGGCUCCAAAUGAGAAUAAUCAAUUUGUUGAUAAAUUGAAGCUUCUGAUUGAAGAAACAUUUCAAAAUGGUGGAAAUCAACCAGUCGUUCUAGUUGGUCAUAGUUUAGGUGCCAAAUACGCUUUAUACUUCUUGAAAUCUAUGACGAAGUCGUGGAAGAGGUUGUAUAUAAAAACAUUUGUUUCCCUCAGUGCUCCUCUUGGUGGUUCCGUAAAGGCUCUUAAAAUUGAGGCGAGUGGAGAUAACUUCGGUAUGUUUAUACGCAGUCCAUUGAGUUUUCGUCCUGUUCAGCGUACAUUGCCAUCACUCGCCUUCCUUUUACCAGAUCCACGUCUUUGGUCACCCUUAGAACCAUUGAUUGUUACACCGACAACAAAUUAUUCUGCUCAUGAUUAUGAACGUUUCUUCUCUGAUAUCAAUUAUACAGUUGGCUAUCAAAUGUUAUUGGAUAGCAAAUCAACUGUUGACGCCUUUGAAAAACCCACAGAUAUCGAUGAUAUCUACUGUAUUCAUGGGUCAAAUAUCAGUACAACUGAUCAGAUGAUAUAUUCACCGCCUAGUUUCUUUCAUAGCGCCUUUCCAGAUCAAGUACCAACAUUAAUCCCUGGUAAUGGUGAUGGAACCGUGAGUCUACGUAGUUUAGAAGUAUGCAAAAAUUGGUCUGGCGUAAAAUAUUACAUUUUGCCUGGAGCUGAACAUGUCAAUAUUAUGGGGGAUUCACGUUUCAUUGAUAUAAUCCGUCAAAUUGUUGGGGCUGUUAGUAUCACACAUAAAAACAAACAACAAAACACAGUGUAAAUGAUUAAAACGUUUAGCAUUAUUUCCUUGCGUUUUAAUUGUUUCUUCUUCUUCUUCUUCUUCUUCUUCUAAUACUUCACUUUCCAUAUGAGAUGACGAUAAGAUUAUUAUUUUUUUUUUACAUUAUGGCAUUCCCAUUCACCGGGGGGCCAGUCAGUGUCACAGGAGUGUAGUAGAAGCCUACCAAGUGCUGGAAGCGUUUUUUCUGUUUUUGGUCUUAGGAUGUCUGUUUUAACUUAUAUAUUUUAAACUGUAUUAGUAUAUUGUAAUUUUUGAUCAGAUUUCGUAUGUGUUUGUACUCGUCAGCUGACACAUUCACCCUUCCACCCACCCCACCCCGAACGCCGCUCCCCCCAAUCGCAUCAUCAUCACAAUAUUGGUCUUUCUAGUUUUAUUCGGUAAACAAAACCUACUCAUCAUAUUUGAUUGUUUUAGCUCAGUUAUUUAUUGUUUUUUUUAUCUUUUAUGUAAGAUGCAUUCACAUGAGUUUAUUCAAAAAGUGUUUUAACUUCAUUGAUUAUAUUUUCGUUCUGUUAUUACUGCUUUUAUUAUUGAAGCCUAAAUUGACAUUGUUUACAAGUAUUCAUGUGGAAUUAACAUUAUCUGUAAUACAACGUG